Messenger RNA from Lineus longissimus, 1383 nucleotides. Its product is annotated as beta-1,3-galactosyl-O-glycosyl-glycoprotein beta-1,6-N-acetylglucosaminyltransferase-like. The transcript is spliced from 3 exons. Gene Ontology annotation, cellular component: membrane. NCBI's taxonomy places the organism in Eukaryota, Metazoa, Nemertea, Pilidiophora, Heteronemertea, Lineidae. Gene Ontology annotation, molecular function: acetylglucosaminyltransferase activity. Bases 18 to 1331 code for a protein of 437 amino acids. The record is from RefSeq and is a predicted model, not a curated record.
GUAACAUGUAUUAACCAAUGUUAUAUAUCACGAAGUCAAAUAUGAACACAUUACGGUUUAUUUUAAAACAUCAUCGUAUUUUACUCAUGAUAAAUCUGGUAUUGUUUAUUUUUCUGUUUUGGCGAGUGAAAAAAACGGGCCGUAAAUCGAAUGACCACGGAAUUUUUCCUAGGAAUACCGAUUUCUCCUGCCCCGAUUUAUGGCAGUCCGGUUCUUCGGGAAAGAUGGCGGUCCAAAGGGCAACGGAAUUCAUUAAGACACAUCAUCGACACAUGAUUUCGAAUUCACAGUAUUCAGAUUUAACUAAGGACUGCGCAACUUUUCAAAAGGAACGUGGUUACGUCAUGGGUUCGAUGACGUCAGAGGAAGAGGAUUAUCCAAUCGCGUAUUCAAUAGUCAUGUACAAAGAUGUAGAGCAAGUAGAGCGUCUCCUGCGCGCAAUCUAUCGGCCUCAAAACGUUUAUUGCAUCCACGUGGAUGCAAAAACGUCCAAUGAAACCUACGAGACUGUCACAAAGAUCAUCAACUGCUUCCCGAAUGUUUUUCAUGCUCCGAUACGAGUUAAUGUAACAUGGGGGAAACCCAGCAUGAUGAUGCCCGAUUUGAUAUGCAUGGCGGCGCUCCUCAAGCACAGUACAAAAUGGCGAUAUUUCAUCAACUUGACUGGCCAGGAGUUUCCCUUGAAGACAAAUGGUGAGCUGGUGCGGAUCUUAAAGGCUCUUCGCGGGGCCAACGAUCUGGAGGGAACUCUCAAAAGGAGAAGCACCCACCGGUUCCGAUAUUCCUACAAGACGAAGAAGCGUAAGCCUCCGCCACCCCUUCAGAUUGUUCCGUAUAAGGGAAACAUGCACAUGACAGCCAGCAGGGGCUUUGUUGACUUCAUCGUCAAUGACCCCAAGGCGCACACAUUCUAUAAAUGGGUGGAGGACACGCGUUAUCCCGAGGAGACGUAUUUCUCUACGCUGCAGCACAAUGCACAUCUUGGGGCACCAGGGGCGUACACAGGCAAUUUACCGGAAACCAACAUCAACUCCAGGAAGCCAUUUCUCUCCCGAUAUAUGGUGUGGCUCCCCGACACGGACUGUCAGGGGAGAUUUGUCCGCCAGGUCUGCGUCAUGGGCGUUGGGGAUUUGCAAACUUUGACCACAAGAAAAGAACUUUUUGUAAAUAAGUUGCAUUUAGACUUUCAGUUCUUGGCCCUGGAUUGUCUAGAGGAAUGGAUAUUUCAGAAGAUGCGAGAGGAGUAUGCAACAGGAAGAAAGUUGGAUACAACGUAUUAUGAGGGGUUGGAAUUCGUAAGGAAUUGUAACUGCAACAUCACAGACAAAUAGCUGAAAGCACAUGCUUGUUAUCUGUUCAAAGAAUAAAACAUUAUCAACUCCU